GUCAGCAGAGUUGACCAGUCACUAGUACUCGUCGGAAAAGGGUGUGUUGGCGGGGGGAGGACUGAAGUUCGCACAAUGUUAUUUUGCUUAGUGCUGGCGGCUUUCUUCCUGGUGUCGGUGACUGAGGCAGACGUCCAAUCCACUACAUUUCACCUGCUGAAGCAAGACGCGAAACUGUGGCCCCUGGCAGGAACCGGGAGGGAUUGGGUGAAGACGAGGAACGCGGUGGAUUGCGGCUCCAUCUGCCAUUCCCUUCGACCGAUUUGCAAUGCAUUCAACUGGCAUCCUGGAAAUUUCACCUGUGAGUUCGUUAAAACUCCGAACGUCACGUUGCAAGAUGCCCCUGGUGCGAUGGUCUACGUCAAUUCAUCCAGCGUUUGCGAGACGCCUCCUCCUCCGAUGGCGAAUCGAACGCUGAAUUUCUCUCACGGAUGGAACGGCAGCCUCCCGGCGCCCUUGCUCUCGGAAGUCUCGUAUGACUGCCCGCGGCAUUCCCGUUGUCCACCUCCUCUCCCCCUCAAGGCCAAAUGCGUCGGCUUCAACGCUUGGGAAAUCUUGAAUCUGAACGUCACGCCGCCCUGCGCGGGAACCGAAGGCUACCGCCUGUUUCUGGAAGACGGCCGAUUUUACAAGCGCUACCAGGGGCCAAUGAACAGGACUGAGGCGAGCCAGGUCUGCUGUGUGGAUGGAGCCCGACUCGCUUCCGACACGAACGUGACGGUCUACUCGGCGAUCAGAAGUGUCGCCCCCAACACCACCGAGGCCAUCGUUCAAGGCGCCACUGACGAACUCGUGGAAGGCACGUGGAUAUACGAAGACCCAAGCUUCCUGCAGGUGAACAACACGCCGAUCACAUCCUAUAUCUGGUGGGGAACGAACUCCAGCCUCCCGGUGGGCCAGCAGAAAGCGCCGAACGGAGGACAAAACAAGAAUUGCCUCAUUCUCUUGGGAGUUUAUUGGUUCGACAUCCCUUGCGCUACGAGGCUCCCAUUCGUCUGCCAGUACUAUUGA
Messenger RNA from Darwinula stevensoni, 1011 nucleotides. The record is from the annotation of a GenBank genome assembly. NCBI's taxonomy places the organism in Eukaryota, Metazoa, Arthropoda, Ostracoda, Podocopida, Darwinulidae.